UCCAGCCUACCAGCAACUGGCCACCGGCAUAGUUAUGAUUACGGUUAUUAUUGCUCUUAUGUCUGCAUGAUUCCCCCGAUAGACUUGCCGUCUGUUGCUUUUCUAGCUACCUAGGUACUCGUUACUUCACUCUUUCCACUGACCCAUCCUGGGGAUCGAUCGACACCCGCUUGGCUACUGAGUCUACAACAUGGAGAAAGAGCUUGUGCUUGACGCUCUUGGGCCCUUGAGCGUCGAUGGACUCGAUGAUGGUGAUGACGUGGAGGAUCCAAAUGGCCUGGCAUGUCUGCAAAACCGCCACGCCCUGGCGGAAAAAGCUAUCCCGUCCACUAGUACUGGCACGCUUUUGCCUGGGCCAAUGGCAAGCGCUGUCAGUCUUUUCACGAGAUCGGCUUCCUUGGCCCUGCGUAUCGGUACGACUGUGAGUGGCUUUGGUCUCGGUGCUGCCAAAGUCACCACUCUGUCUAGCCUCGAAGUUUGGAGAGGCAUCCUCGACGGCAUAUUGAUCAGGGCUGGCCGCGAUGUGUUCGUCGGCUCCCCAUCUGACUUGGCUCGCGCUGAUGCCGAGUCCAUCUUGGAAGCGAACCUCGAGAGUAUGCAUCAGACCAUGUCGCGACUAGUAUUUUGGACUGCUGCUAGUUUUCACGCUGCUGGAACUGCUGUCUCUACUACUUCAGAAAUCUCCCAACUUUUGCUGUCCGCGCUCGAUCAGUUUUUCGGUUCAACCGAUUCAUCCAGGGCUAUAGCCAGUAUCAUUACCCUUAUCCGCCGGGAAUUCCAGAACCCUGCAACCGGCGUUGAAGGCGAAAGGGUUGGGCUGAUAGAUCUAAUACUCGGACUAUGUGGCCUUGCAUAUCUUCAGAAUAGGUGCCGAAAGAUGAUACAGGAGGAAUCCCGACGCCUUGGAUAUGAGGAGAUCAUUUGGGAUGUAAUUGUUCUGGACAGCGGAGAGCGCGUCGACGCACUUGAUGAUGGCUUUCGCAAUGCCAAUGAUGCCAUCGGCGAUAUCGAAUAUCAUGGCUCGAGGCGAAGCAGUACUGAUAGUGAAGAAGAUAGCCUCCUGGAAGAUCAAUUAAGGAAACAGAUUGCCAAAUCACUUCCAGAGGAUGCUAAGAUAUCUAUCACUACAUCCGCUACGACUAUCAAGACGAUUACGGUCGAUAUAACGGCUGCGUCGGAUCUGUCAAUCCCGUCAUUCCCAAACCUUGGCCUUGUAUCGAGUGAGGUUACUGAUACCCACCUGCCGUCACGAAACAGCCAGAGACCAGCUUCACACUACAGAGUAGUGUAUAAAAGACGGAAUAGAGUACAAAGCAUUUUAGAAGAUACCUGGGAUGAUAGUAAAAGGCCUAAUCCUGCAGUAGAUCUUCAUAGCGACGAUGACCAACAGUCAGUUUCACCGACUAGCCCCGACGUUCAGAAAAUAGGUCCUUCUCUCCCUGCAUCUCCAACAAGCACACACCCAACCGCCAUAUCUUCCAUAAUGGAACACCGAAAUGGGUCAAAUGAAGAUGCAUCCACCCGUCCAAGACCAUUGCAUGAUGAGCCUUCCGGAUAUGGGAAUGGUCCGUUAAAGGAAGUAUCAGUCCCAAAUUCCCCUGGCGACACAAAUGGACGAGCGGCGAAUCAAAAACGAACCAGAGCGCCACUAGACAGCCCACGUCGGAACACCGAAAGUCUUACUAUCCAGAUACCCUUCAGCUCGGUGAGCGCUAGACCUGCAAACCGGAAAUCGUAUAAGAAACCAGAUGCCAAUAUGCCAAAAGCAAGGGACAAGAAGACUGGAAUUCGAGGUGUGCUCGGGAAAGGACUUGUUCCGACAUUAAGUAAUCUCAGCCGUGAGUCAAGCUCAGAGAAUAUCGUAGGUACAAAGGUGAAACCAAAUACAAAACCUGCUUGGAAUAGUUCCACCUCUGCCCAAACGAGGUCCUCUAGCACGCUCCCUAGAAAUGCAGUCCCCGAUAGGACCUCUAGCAUAGUACCAAACCGUGAGAACCCUCGAUCACUGCACCGAGAAACCCCAAAGUCUUUCAACUCUAGAGACCUUGGCUCUUUUGGGAACUCAGAGAAGCACAAAUCUCCCCUUUUGUCACCUGCGUUUCCUACGGGAAAGCGACGACGGAGCUCAUUGGUCUCUUUGACAGAUACUAUAUCUGUUCACUCAUAUGAUAGCCGCCCCUCUUCGCCAUAUCAUCGUCACAGCGAAACCAUAGUAAACGGCAACUCGGUAAAUCAAAGACAAGCGCAUGGGGGUGUACAAGGAGUGCAAUCUCCAGAACGACUUCGUCGCCCGGCCGUUCCACGAACCCACACUCCUAGCAUAUAUACAAUUGGCACGGGCGGAUCUGAAACGUCGCUUGUCGUCUCUUCUUUCCACACAAAAAGCGUCUAUGGCGAUUUAGCGGCCCUUGAGUCUUUGAGACGGUGCGGGGCGGCUAGCGGGAUGUUCCCCGAUUUCCACUUUCUACGAAAUAUCACCCGCUACAGUCGCUAUGCGUCGGCUGUCUACGGAUAUAACUUCCUUAAUCUGAUGGGCAUAUCCAAAGAUCGCCCUGCUCAGAAUAUAGCGGAUGAGAUUCACUACGAUGUCCGUUCCUUUGCUCAUCACGCCAAGCUACCCCCUAACAGUAUUCGAUUAGCGUCUUUCACGGAUCCUCAAGGCGGUUCAGAUUCGACCGGGGCUACUGACACAGGCGUGCCCCUUGUGCAUACCGUGGCCCUCGAUGAAGAGUCUAAAGCUGUUGUGCUCACGUGCCGAGGAACCCUGGGUUUUGAAGACGUUCUUGCAGACAUGAUGUGCGAUUACGACGAUUUAACUUGGAGGGGCAAGAUAUAUAAAGUCCACAAAGGCAUCCAUGCGUCAGCACGUCGGCUCUUGUAUGGCGCCGAUGGACGCGUAUUAGUUACUAUAAAGACAGCCCUGGACCAGAACCCCGGAUAUGGCCUGGUGUUGUGUGGCCACUCAUUAGGUGGCGCGGUUACCGCCCUGCUCGGUGUUAUGUUAGCAGAGCCGUCUGCCACUGGAGCCGGCUUUCUCACCUCUGCCACACAGCAGCUGAAGCUUCUUGAGGAAGACGGUGCGCCUCGCUCGCCUACGCAUAUAUGCUUGCCAUCCGGCAGACCAAUCCAUGUGUAUGCUUAUGGUCCACCAGCGAUAAUGUCACCCUCUCUUCAGAAAGCCACCAGGGGUCUAAUAACCAGCACUGUUCACGGUAACGACUUGGUACCAUACCUCUCACUGGGGGUCUUGCAUGAUUUCCAAGCUCUUGCCCUAGCAUUCAAGACAGACAACAAUGAAGCCAAGGCCGAGAUUAAGCGGCGCGUCUGGGAGGAGCUGAGAUCCGGCCUUGCAAAUAGGUGGUACAGCAAUUCAGCAAAGCAAUCCAACGAGGAUGACGAGAACUGGGACUACGUCGCUCUGAAGACCUUACGCGUCAGCAUGAUGAACUCUAAGCUUCUUCCACCCGGCGAGGUUUUCAAAAUAGACACUGCGCUGGUGAUGAGGAGAGACGCGUUCACCCAAGAAACGUUAGACGAGAUCGGCAAACCCGCCAAACGGAUUGUUCUGAAAUACAUUAGAGAUGUUGAGGCACAUUUCAGGGAAGUGCAUUUUGGCUCAAGCAUGUUGACGGACCAUAGUCCUGGCAGAUACGAGGAUGCCCUUAGACGACUGAUGUUGGGCGUUGUAGAAAUAUCUUAGCAAAGGAAUAUACGAUCGCAAUCCAGGCUUUGUA
Xylaria bambusicola is the source of this 3734-nucleotide messenger RNA. RefSeq lists its product as uncharacterized. Lineage: Eukaryota; Fungi; Ascomycota; Sordariomycetes; Xylariales; Xylariaceae. The transcript has a single exon. The record is from RefSeq and is a predicted model, not a curated record. Bases 191 to 3700 code for a protein of 1169 amino acids. Gene Ontology annotation, biological process: lipid metabolic process.